AUGGCUCCACCUGUCCUCGUUCUCACCGGCGCGUCGCGCGGCAUCGGCCUCGCCAUCGCACGCACGUUGCUCACUGUCCACGGUGCCCGCGUCGCGACCCUCCAGCGCACCAUCACCCCAGAACUCGAAGCCCUCAAGCAGCAGUUCCCCGACUCGCUCCUCACCCUCAAGGGUGACGUUGCCGUCCCACAAGACAAUGCUGCUGUCGUAGACGCUGCCGUCAAGCAGUGGGGCACGCUCAACGGCCUCGUUCUCAAUGCAGGCUCCCUCGAGCCAAUGGGCAAGCUCGCCGACGUGCCCCUCACCUCGCUCGUCCCGUCGCUCGAGACCAACCUCCUGGCCGCCAUCUACCUCCUCCAGCCUGCGCUCCCGCACCUGCGCGCCAGCGCGGCUCCCGGUGCUCCCUCGCGCGUCAUCUUUGUGUCCUCGGGCGCGAGCACGGGCGCGUACCAGGCCUGGGGGAUGUACUCGCUGGCCAAGGCCGGCCUCAACUCGCUCGCGCGCACGUUUGCCGUCGAGGAAAAGGACGCCGGCGUCGCCUUCCUCUCCGUCCGUCCCGGUGUCGUGGAUACUGAAAUGCAGCGCGAGAUCCGCACCGUCGGCCCCGCGGUCAUGAAGCCCAACGACAUGGCCAAGUUCAACCAGCUGCACGAGGGCGGCCAGCUCCUCCCGCCCGACGCCUGUGGCAGCGUCAUUGCAGGCUGUGCCGUCGGCAUCGACCUGGCUAUCAGUGGUGAGUAUGUCGACUGGGCCGACGAGAGGUUCGCCCAGUGGAGGAAGCAGUAG
Molecule: messenger RNA, 786 nt
Organism: Apiotrichum porosum
Lineage: Eukaryota; Fungi; Basidiomycota; Tremellomycetes; Trichosporonales; Trichosporonaceae
Exons: 4
Coding region: 1-786 (261 amino acids)
Cellular component (GO): intracellular anatomical structure
Molecular function (GO): oxidoreductase activity, acting on NAD(P)H, oxygen as acceptor
Source: RefSeq, a predicted model, not a curated record